This is a messenger RNA of Gracilinanus agilis (Agile Gracile Mouse Opossum), 3011 nucleotides long. RefSeq names its product DEAH-box helicase 15 (gene DHX15). Bases 174 to 2561 code for a protein of 795 amino acids. Gene Ontology annotation, molecular function: ATP binding; RNA helicase activity; RNA binding. Lineage: Eukaryota; Metazoa; Chordata; Mammalia; Didelphimorphia; Didelphidae. The record is from RefSeq and is a predicted model, not a curated record. The transcript has 14 exons. Gene Ontology annotation, cellular component: intracellular anatomical structure; spliceosomal complex.
GCCGCCGCCAUUUUACCUUCUGGUCCUGGCCGCACGGCGGAGGCUGUUGUAAGUGGGGGGGGGGCCUGAGCGAAGGAUCGCCCUUGUCCGUGCUGCCGCCAGCUGCCCCUUAUUUCGCUCCCUCUCUCGCCUUUUGAAAUUUCUCCCUCCAUCGCCGCCGUCUCAGCACGACCAUGUCCAAGCGGCACCGGUUGGACCUAGGGGAGGAUUAUCCCUCCGGCAAGAAACGUGCAGGGACCGAUGGGAAGGAUCGAGAACGUGACCGGGAUCGUGAAGAUCGUUCCAAAGAUCGAGACAGAGAACGGGACAGGGGAGAUAGAGAGCGAGAAAGAGAGAAGGAGAAGGAGAAGGAAUUGCGUGCCUCUACUAAUGCUAUGCUCAUUAGUGCUGGAUUACCACCUUUAAAAGCAUCGCAUUCAGCACACUCAACACACUCAACACACUCAACACAUUCAACACAUUCUGCUCAUUCAACACACACAGGACAUGCAGGACACACAUCACUUCCACAGUGUAUCAAUCCAUUCACUAAUCUACCCCAUACCCCUCGUUACUAUGACAUUCUAAAGAAACGGCUUCAACUCCCUGUUUGGGAAUAUAAGGAUAGGUUUACAGAUAUUCUGGUUAGGCAUCAGUCCUUCGUACUAGUUGGUGAGACCGGUUCUGGUAAAACAACACAGAUUCCCCAGUGGUGUGUUGAGUACAUGCGCUCCUUACCAGGACCUAAGAGAGGAGUGGCUUGCACACAGCCCAGAAGAGUUGCUGCAAUGAGUGUGGCUCAGAGAGUUGCUGAUGAAAUGGAUGUGAUGUUAGGCCAAGAAGUUGGGUACUCCAUUCGAUUUGAAGACUGCAGUAGUGCAAAAACUAUUCUCAAAUAUAUGACAGAUGGAAUGUUGCUUCGAGAAGCCAUGAAUGAUCCCCUUCUAGAGCGCUAUGGUGUUAUAAUCCUUGAUGAAGCUCAUGAAAGGACUUUGGCCACAGAUAUUCUAAUGGGAGUUUUGAAGGAAGUUGUGAGGCAAAGAUCAGAUUUAAAGGUUAUUGUUAUGAGUGCUACUUUAGAUGCGGGGAAAUUUCAGAUCUACUUUGAUAAUUGUCCCCUUUUAACUAUCCCUGGCCGUACACACCCAGUUGAGAUUUUUUAUACUCCAGAACCAGAGAGAGAUUACCUUGAAGCAGCCAUUCGAACUGUGAUACAAAUUCAUAUGUGUGAAGAGGAGGAAGGAGACCUCCUUCUUUUCCUUACUGGACAAGAGGAAAUUGAUGAAGCCUGUAAGAGAAUAAAGCGUGAAGUUGAUGAUUUAGGUCCAGAGGUUGGUGACAUUAAAAUCAUUCCUUUGUAUUCCACGCUUCCACCUCAACAACAGCAGAGAAUUUUUGAACCUCCUCCUCCAAAAAAACAGAAUGGAGCAAUAGGACGAAAGGUAGUUGUAUCUACCAAUAUUGCAGAGACAUCACUAACAAUAGAUGGUGUUGUAUUUGUCAUUGACCCUGGAUUUGCUAAACAAAAGGUAUAUAAUCCUCGAAUCAGAGUGGAGUCUCUUCUGGUGACAGCAAUCAGUAAAGCUUCUGCCCAGCAGAGAGCUGGUCGAGCUGGUCGUACCAGGCCUGGAAAAUGUUUCAGGCUUUAUACAGAGAAAGCCUAUAAAACUGAAAUGCAGGACAAUACUUACCCUGAAAUUUUGAGGUCUAAUUUGGGUUCGGUAGUGUUACAAUUGAAGAAACUUGGUAUAGAUGACUUGGUACACUUCGAUUUUAUGGAUCCACCAGCUCCUGAAACUCUGAUGAGAGCCCUAGAGCUUUUGAAUUAUCUUGCUGCUUUAAAUGACGAUGGAGACUUGACUGAAUUGGGGUCCAUGAUGGCAGAAUUUCCAUUGGAUCCACAGCUCGCUAAAAUGGUUAUUGCAAGUUGUGACUACAACUGUUCUAAUGAGGUCCUAUCUAUUACUGCUAUGUUGUCAGUCCCACAGUGUUUUGUUCGCCCCACGGAGGCCAAGAAAGCAGCAGAUGAAGCCAAGAUGAGGUUUGCCCACAUAGAUGGAGAUCAUCUGACACUGCUGAACGUUUACCACGCUUUUAAACAAAAUCAUGAGUCGGUUCAGUGGUGUUAUGACAACUUCAUUAACUACAGGUCCCUGAUGUCUGCAGACAAUGUACGCCAGCAGCUGUCGCGAAUCAUGGACAGAUUUAAUUUGCCUCGUAGAAGUACAGACUUCACAAGCAGAGACUAUUACAUUAAUAUAAGAAAAGCUUUGGUUACUGGGUAUUUUAUGCAGGUGGCACAUUUGGAACGAACAGGGCAUUACUUAACUGUAAAGGACAACCAAGUAGUGCAGUUACAUCCUUCAACUGUUCUGGACCACAAGCCAGAAUGGGUGCUUUACAAUGAAUUUGUCCUUACAACAAAGAAUUAUAUCCGGACAUGUACAGACAUCAAACCAGAAUGGUUGGUGAAAAUUGCCCCUCAAUAUUAUGAUAUGAGCAAUUUUCCACAGUGUGAAGCAAAGAGACAAUUGGACCGCAUCAUUGCCAAACUUCAGUCCAAGGAAUAUUCACAGUACUGAAUUGAGUGCUUUGAACUGAAGUUAUUCAGAGGACAGCUUUAAAAGAUGAAUGAACUCAAAGUUCAAGUUGUGCUCUUCACGUUGGUUCAAUAAUGGCCUUUAUUUGAAAGCUUUUUAAUUUUUCUUUACAGUAAAUAUUCCAUUCUGAUUUCAUAAAUUAAACAUUUAUGCCUCCCUUUUGUGUUGACACUGUAGCUCAUACUGGAAAAGUCGAUCAAUGUUUUGCAGUUUAUUGAAAGUAGUUCUAUAUAUAUAACAAUGUUUUAAGCAUUUCUUUAGAAAUGGUUGAAAAUGCUUCUAAAAUGUGAUUAUCGACCAUGGUAUGCAUGAUCGUUGUAAUUGUUGACAUUCCUUUUAGAAGUUGUGAAAUGUUACAACUUGUGCUUAUGUAGACACAAUCUUCGGUCUCAGUACAGAGGCAAUGACUUCAAUAAAGUCUAUUUAUACUAA